Molecule: messenger RNA, 871 nt
Organism: Ictalurus punctatus (channel catfish)
Lineage: Eukaryota; Metazoa; Chordata; Actinopteri; Siluriformes; Ictaluridae
Product: polymeric immunoglobulin receptor
Exons: 4
Coding region: 17-871 (284 amino acids)
Biological process (GO): T cell costimulation; negative regulation of T cell proliferation; cellular response to lipopolysaccharide
Cellular component (GO): external side of plasma membrane
Source: RefSeq, a predicted model, not a curated record
UGCAGAAGAAUCAGUAAUGAUGAAGUGCUUGUAUCUUUUGUCUGCUGUGUUUCACGUCGCUGCAGGCUGUGCUCUCUCUGGUGAUAAUCCGACAGAAAUCACAGGACACAAAGGUGGUUCAGUGCUGUUCCCCUGCUCCUGCUCUGACCUGCACACCAAACCUCAGAAAUUCACCUGGGAGACCUUCAGAACAGGACGUCUGACAGAAGUGUUAAAUGAUGAACACUACCGUGGCAGACUUCAGCUGUUUAAUAACAUUUCUCCUGCUAAUCUGUCUCUGCUCAUAUCUGACCUGAGAGAAGAGGAUGAGGGAUCCUACUGGUGCAGGACUGAGAAGGAACACAGAGAGGUCUGGCUUUAUGUUAAAGGCUGUGAGCUGGUGAAGAAGAAAGGGGUAGAGGGUGUGACUGUGUUCACGGGAGAGUCUGUAGUUCUGCCCUGCGUCUGCACUGACCUACAGGACAAACCAAAGUCUCUAAAAUGGGAGUUUUCAAUACCAGCAAUUGGAAUCGAUCACUUUCAGGAAAUUUACCCUGAACAGACUGGACGUCACGGAAACAGAGUCAAACUGGUCAGUAACAACGCUCCAGGAAACCUCUCUCUACUCAUAUCAGACCUGACUGAAGAGGACCAGGGACUCUACAGAUGUUCUGUACAGGCUGAUAGAAGAGUUUUUAGAUUAUCUGUUAAAGUAGGAAGAAGAGAAACUUCAACACACUCGAGGAAAACAGACACAACACCUCCAUCAGAACCGCCUCAGAGUAAAACAACAAUCUCUCCACCUGCAUCAUCCUCAACAACACUGGAACAAGAUAAACAGCAAACACACAGCAGCCUCCCUCUAGGUGCCAAAACUUUUCAUCAGCAAUGA